AUUUUUUUUGCCAAUAUCACCCAACCCUACUAAAAAUCUAAUCAUUUCACUUUAAAAUAAGAAAAAAAACCACAGCAAAUGAUGAUUAAAGUCACUUCUCUGCUGCUCUUUCCACUCCAAAAUCAAAGAUUAUUGAUUGUAUUUUAUUGGCUUGAAAGUUGGCCGGCUGUCCUGAGAAGAAUGCACUAAAUUCAGUGACAAAAAAAAAUCACAGUUAAUGUAUUAACUUUGGAGCUGGUUAAAGUGUUAAUGAGGGGCCAGAUUUGGCCCGCGGGCCUUGAGUUUGUGCUUUAGGUCAACAAUGAGCCUCAUUCAUGAGUUUUCAGCACAGCAGCAGAAAUGAAUUUAGAUAAAACAGCAGCCUCCAGGUCUGAAAAAUGAAGCCACGAUAUKCAAAACACUGCAGUUCCUCAGCUGGCCACUUGAGGCAUGCUCCUGAAACUGAGUCAACACAAUGUUAAACAAGCAGCUGAUUCUCUGUAAUCAUCUUACUUAUUAACAAACUGUUAAUAUGCUGUUUUAUACAACUUAUUUAUAUGAAUUGUAAUUUCAAAUUAAAUAGUUACGAUGAGGCCACUUUUUACUAAUAAAAUGUAGUUUUUUUUAAAGUAUGUUACUGAACUGAACCAUUUUCCACUUUUACAAGAACAUCACAUAUUAGACUAAAUUAAUACGAUUUACAAAUUGGCUGAACUCUCAGUGGAAUUAGCCAAUAAUCCAGUCUGCAGAGAGGCAGGAGAAAGUAGGUCAUGGAAUUUCCCAACAUUCAUUCAGGAUUUACCUGUUUCAUAUUCCAUUGAUCCUCAAUCCCGUGAGGAAAUCUGUCAAAUUAGACCACUUUUUGAUGAUGUGUCUGAAUUAAUUAAUUCAUUCGUCUAAUCUGGGUGAGCAGCCUCCAGCAAAAAGCCAAAGGAGCAGAAGAGAAUGUGCACGUGUGUGGUCAUGUUUUUCCCAACUUGAAGUGGCUUUGAUGCGACUUUUAUUUUGAAAAUGCAGAGUAAAUGUCCAGCAGAGAUCACACCUGAGAGAUGAUUGGAUCUGCAAAGAAAUCCUGCAACGAUUUAUCUUAGUCCCAGCUCUAUUGUGCAAACAAUCAGCUGCCAUCUAUGUCUUUAAAUCUGUUUUUUUAGAGGACACGUCAAGGCUGUGGCGUGCCUUCAUCCUCUUCUUCCUCCAACAGUCAACAUGAACGCCCACAUCUGUGGAUGAUUUUUGCUCAUCUUUAUUGUUGUGAGCCUGCAGGACCGUCUCAGGCCUCGGCGGGUCGUGAUAAGCUUUAAAAUGGCCUCAUAAACACCAGGAGCUUCACACCUUUGGAGUUUCACAUCAGUCCCGCCGCAGACUUCGGCUGCUGAAACUGAGCCAGUGGAAAACAGUUCAGGCUGCAGGCUGGAGUCGACUCAUUUUUUCCAACAUCUUCAGGCUCCAGAGGAGAGCUGCACACACACACACACUGCUCUGUCACUGGUGUUCCUCGACAAGCCAGGUUGGAGAUGCUCCGGGGGACUGUGAAAACCUGGAUCUGCUUAUCCUGCUUCCUCCUCCUGGGUUCCUGCUCCCCAAAUAAGGAUGCAGAACCAGCAGGACCAUGGCCCACUUCCCCMCCUGAGCAGGAGUCAGGGGAACCAGACUUGGAGGACUGGGAACUGGGUUCUGGAUCAGCUCUCCUGCACCUGCUCCACAACUUCCCUGCAGACAGUCCCUUCGUAACCAGCUCCCCAGAAAACACGGCCAACUGCAGCCAGCACUUCUGGUUACCGCCUUCCUCUCCAGUCUGCUGGGAAAACGUUGCCAGACCCGAGGAGUUUGCCCGGUCCCGUCUGUUUGUCCUGCAGAACCGAGCCGCCCUGCAGGCCGUGUUCACCAUGAGCGGCGUGGRGGAUACGGGACUCUCCUACAACCACCAGGCCAGAGAGGAGGUCCUGGGGAUCCACUCGGACCACCAGAAGGUGAAAGAAACGAUGCAGACCAUGGAGAGUGUUUUCAUCUCUCUGAAAGAGAAAAGAAAAGAGGCGAAGCAGGAGCAGGGCGUUUUCACCAGCUUGAAGAACCGUCUUGCCGUUACAAGAGAUGUUUUAGGGUGGAGAGAAGAGCUGGCGAACAACCUGGAGAGGCAGCUUUUUACUUUAGAGAGGACGCUGCUCAACAGUCAGCUUCGACUCAGCAGACUCAUCAGUCAGUGAAGACUGUGUGAUGCUUAUCAACUCUCUCGUUCAACCAUUUUUGUCCUUUUUUCACAAAUUAUGCAUCAAAACCUCCAUCUUGUAGGACAUUAUGACCUUUAGCACUUCAAUAUUUUAUACUCUUUGAGAAAUUUAGCUUUUUCUGCCAUGUUUUGUUUUCAUUGAAAAUAAAUGGAGCUGUUUUAAACAUCUUAAAACACUUUUA
Austrofundulus limnaeus is the source of this 2388-nucleotide messenger RNA. RefSeq lists its product as uncharacterized. The transcript has 4 exons. The record is from RefSeq and is a predicted model, not a curated record. Lineage: Eukaryota; Metazoa; Chordata; Actinopteri; Cyprinodontiformes; Rivulidae. Bases 1494 to 2183 code for a protein of 229 amino acids.